AUGACAAUGUUCCUAGGGUUACAGGUUCAACAGGAUUCGACCAGAAUCUUAUUGCAUCAAGGCAAAUAUGGGGAAGACAUGUUAGAAAAAUUUGGUUUUAAAGACUCAAAAAUUGCUUCAACUCUAAUGGCUAAAAGACUAGUGUUGGCUCCAGAUCCAGAUGGGGGAUCCGUAGAUCAAACAGAAUAUCGAUCGAUGAUCGGAUCUUUGAUGUAUCUGAAUGCCAACAUACCUGACAUCAUGUUUGUCGUCUGUCAAUACGCUCGUUAUCAGGCUAAUCCUAAACUUUCUCACUUAAUUGUUGUUAAAAGGAUUUUUAGCAAUUAUGGAGGGUGUGAUCUUGACAGGAAAUCUACAUCGGGUGAAUGUCAAUUUUUGGGGGGCCGAUUGGUGUCAUGGCAAUGCAAUAAACAGCAAACGAUGUCAACUUCAACGGCUGAGGCUGAGUAUGUUGCCACCUCAGCCUGCUGUUCUCAAGUUAUCUGGAUUCAACAUCAAUUGUUGGAUUACAGUUUGAACUUUCUUGAAACUUCCAUUUUUUGUGAUAAUGAUGCGGCCCUUCAAAUUGCUAAAAAUCUGGGUUCUCAAAGAUUUCGGCAUGGUCGACGGCGAAUUUCCGAUGAAGACUAUAAAAAGUGGUCAACCGAAUUUAAAAAGGGUUUUGUCGGGUGCUCUAUCAGGAUUUCUCACGCCUUGCGUUCUAAUUCAGUUAUCUACAAGGAUCUGAUUACUGAGUUCUGGAAGAAUGCUUUAAUCAACAAGCUGGGAGAAGAUGAAGUUGAUGUUGUUAAGUAA
Lactuca sativa (garden lettuce) is the source of this 795-nucleotide messenger RNA. The record is from RefSeq and is a predicted model, not a curated record. NCBI's taxonomy places the organism in Eukaryota, Viridiplantae, Streptophyta, Magnoliopsida, Asterales, Asteraceae.